Alternaria atra is the source of this 1209-nucleotide messenger RNA. RefSeq lists its product as uncharacterized. The record is from RefSeq and is a predicted model, not a curated record. NCBI's taxonomy places the organism in Eukaryota, Fungi, Ascomycota, Dothideomycetes, Pleosporales, Pleosporaceae. The coding region runs from base 1 to 1209 and encodes 402 amino acids. The transcript is spliced from 3 exons. Gene Ontology annotation, molecular function: O-methyltransferase activity.
AUGUCGUCCUUCUCAGAUACAAUCAAAACUCUAGACUCCAUCCAGCCCUCACAGUUCUCUACAGAUGCCGAGCGAUACGAGGCCAAGGAAGCAGCCCGUCGCCUACUAAACCGCCUCGAGACGCCAUUCGAGCAAGGCUGGAGGCUGUCAUUCGAGACACCAGUGCUCAUCGCUGGUAUCCAGACUAUCCUCGAUCUUGGUAUCUGGAAGCAAUGGACGGAAGCGGAUAAGAAGAACCCUGGUGCACCGGUGCAUCUAGAUCAGCUGCUAAAGUGGGCAAAUGCAAAGGCUGAGCCAAACCUGUUGCGUAGGUUUUUGAGACAUAUUGCUGCGCUUUAUGUAUUGGAAGAGACGGAUGUUGAUACCUGGAAGCCUACACCGUACUCGCUUUCUCUCGGUGAUACAGUAUCGCAUACCGAUCAGAUCACACAAUGCGGUACCGAUCACACCGUCCCCACCGGAGUCAACCUCCCAUACUUUCUCAAAAAGUACAACUACCGCGAACCCAUCGACCUUGCUCAACUGGACAACUACCGUGACAUGACUGGGGGGAAAGAUUUCUUCGCUACUUGUGCCGCUGAUCCAGUGGGCAAGGGAAGCAGUUUCAUGGGUUUGAUGACUGCGCUGCGAAACCAUAAGAUGAGCUGGACAGACGUGUACGACACGAACCGUAUCGUCGACGGCGCGGAGAUAGGCACCGGGAAACCGUUUUUCGUCGACAUUGGUGGCGCACAUGGUCUUGAUACCUCGCGUCUUCUCGACAAGCAUCCGAAUCUGCCUGCAGAUGUGCUCAUUCUGCAAGAUACUCCGGAAGUCGUUGCCAUGCCGAUCGAAGACUUGGACAAGAGGAUCGUAAAACAAGCUUACGACUUCUUCACGCCUCAACCCCAAAUACACGCGCGUGCUUAUUUCUUUCAUGCUGUACCGCAUGAUUGGCCCGACACGGACUGCAUCCGUAUGUUCUCGCAAGUGGCCGCCGUGUUUAAGCGCGGAUACUCCAAGCUCCUGAUUUACGAGGUCGUUUUGCCGAAGAAGGGAGCCACAAACCUAAUGACAACUUUGGAUUUGCAGCUUAUGAACUGUACGAGUGGAAUGGAGAGGACGGAGGAGCAUUGGGCGAGGUUGUUGAAGGAAGCCGGGUUCAGGAUCGUGGAUAUAAGUCGGCAUCCGAGGGCGGUGGAGAGUGUCAUUGAGGCAGACUUGAUGUAG